AUCAUCAUUUCCAAUUGCUACUAUUCUCCAUUCGUCGCAACUUUACACGGGGAGGGUGUAGACUGUAGAGAUAGAGAGAAAUCAAAACGAUGUCGCUCUGUUCAUCUUUCUCGUCUCCCCGUUCUCUCUCUUUCUUCUCCAAAACCAGACCCUUUAAAGAUGAUCCCAAACCCCUUGCAACCUCUCGCUUCAGAGCUUGUGCCGACGUUCCCGAUUUUCUCUCUGCCGAUUGGCUUGAAUCUCGUAAGAAGAGACCUUUUGGCCCAAGAUUAAAUUUUGGUGCAGAAGAAGCUGUCCAGUACCAGCUUGACGCACUCAAAUACAACGACCAGCCCCGUCAAGAUUAUGGCAUCGAGGUUAUGUACAGGUUUGCUGGAUUCGAUCCUUUUGAAAGGUCCACCUAUUUUGGACCCUUUUUCGAUUUGGGACAGUUUGAACGGUUUAGGCGGAUUUUUCACCAUUCAACCUAUCGAGUUUUACUUGGUCAUAAGGAUCGAAAGAUUCUUAGCAGUUUGUUUGUGAAGGAGAACCGAUUCAAGCAGAGGGUUUGGAUACAAGGAAGUCGCCCGGAGGAAGAAGAAACAUUUCAGUUUACCAUGGUUCAGGUUUGUUCAUGGCACCUUUUGUUUAUGGCAGAGGGUUGGUGGUUCUUGGGAUGGUUAUUGGCUGACGGAAAGUCUACUUCACGAUGGAGAUACUUUUGCAGGUGGAUUGGCUUACUGAAUAUCGAAUGCAGCCAUGGGGGGACUUCAGUUAGUUACUUCUGCCCUGUUGUUGAAACAUAACAUUGUUCGACUAAACCUCAGAAUCUGUACAUAUGGAAAAAUGUAAAGCGAUGUCACUUCAACAUUAAUUUUUGUAAAUAAAGAGUGUAAUUAAUUAUUAGUUCUGAUGUA
Molecule: messenger RNA, 896 nt
Organism: Carya illinoinensis
Lineage: Eukaryota; Viridiplantae; Streptophyta; Magnoliopsida; Fagales; Juglandaceae
Exons: 7
Coding region: 90-785 (231 amino acids)
Source: RefSeq, a predicted model, not a curated record